This is a messenger RNA of Pyricularia oryzae 70-15, 159 nucleotides long. RefSeq lists its product as uncharacterized. The coding region runs from base 1 to 159 and encodes 52 amino acids. The record is from RefSeq and is a predicted model, not a curated record. The transcript has 2 exons. NCBI's taxonomy places the organism in Eukaryota, Fungi, Ascomycota, Sordariomycetes, Magnaporthales, Pyriculariaceae.
AUGGUCUUGAUUGCGGCUGCCUUUACGGUUGCUCGGUACCGCAUUGCCAAGUCAGGCACCACACGCCCACCCUUGGUGCAAUUAACCUUCUCGGCCCCGUCAGCACCGGUUGGCGGCGCUAAACUGCCAUAUCUACCCGACUGUCCGGCGUUUGAGUAA